AUGCCCGCCUGCAGGCGAUUGCUGCUGCUGCCUCUUCUGAUGCUGGCGGCCGCCGGCGUCACCACGGAUGCAUCGUUCACACCUGUUGUCGAGGCGCUGCACGAGCACAUGACGGCGGACGAGCUGGCGUGGUACUUCGGCGGCGGGGCGCGCGUCUCGGUGCCCGACUACCAGGUCGUCUUCCUGCUGCCCGCCGAGCCCGAGCUGAGCGACGACGGCGGGCCCGGCGAGGGCCACCUGCGCUACAGCUUCAGCGCCUUCGGCAGACCCGUGGAGCUCCGGCUGCGACCGAAUACAGUGCUGGCGCCACCGUGGCUGCGCGUGUUGAGACGCGACCGCCCUGGCGCGCCGCCCCAGCAGCUGGAGGCCGGGCCGCCGCCGCCCUGCCACUACCUGCACGCCGACACCGCCGCCGUCGCCGCCGUCUCCCUCUGCCACAGCAGGGCCGUGCAAGGGUUCGUGGUGCUGGACAACGACACACUGGAGAUCACGCCGCUGAGCGACAGGCUGCACGCGCUGCUGCGGCAGGCUGUCUCCGCAGACGAAGCCUCAGCAGACGCGGGCGAGGGCGCAGCCGCCCCUGCCGGCGUGCCGCACAUCGUACGCCGAGCGCCAUUCAUCGCACCUUCCUUCGCCGGAGACGCGCUUCCGCUUGUGGCUGACAGAGAGGCACUAGUCAACGAAGUAUCUGACAUUUUUGAACCGGAGCGGCAGCGGCGAGGCAAGGCCUCCGGCUACACUGUGGAGGCGGCGCUGUUCUUCGACGAGGCCGCCUACAAGCUGUUCGCGCCAUUCUUCCACAACAGCGACGAGAGAUUGCGAGACAUGCUGCUCGCCUACGUCAACGGGGUGCAGGCGCUGUACCACCAUCCCAGCCUGGGCGGCCGGGUAGAGAUCUCUCUGGUGCGGCUGGAGUUGAUGAGCAGCCAGCCCGCCGACCUGCCCCACCACGACGGCGAGCGCGGCGCGCUGCUGGACUCCUUCUGCGCCUUCAGCGAGAAGCAUAACCCCAAGGGCGACAACGACCCCAACCACUGGGACAUGGCGCUCUACGUCUCAGGGUUGGACUUCUUCGCAUACGAGAAUGGACGCAAAAGCGGUGUUACAAUGGGUCUGGCAACGGUGGGCGGUGUGUGCCUGGAGAAGUACAACUGCGUGAUCGCCGAGCUGGGCACCACCAACGUGUUUGGCAAGCCCUACCCGUCGGCUGGCUUCACGUCAGUCUACGUGCUGGCACACGAGAUCGGACACAAUUUGGGCAUGCACCACGACGGCACCAGCAACAGCUGUCCCAAGGAGGGCUUCAUCAUGUCGCCGUCCCGCGGCACCACCGGCGAGACCCAGUGGUCCACCUGCAGUGCAGACGUCAUACGCGGCCUUGGGAGCGCCAAGUGCCUGCUGGACGCUCCGGGCCCGACGCCCAAGGAGCGCGAUCACGCUCGCUUCGACGACCUGCCGGGCACGCUGUGGGGCGCCAAGCGCCAGUGCGAGGUGCUGCUCAGGGACCCCGAUGCCGUUACACACGCCCAGCAGGACCAGGAGGAUAUCUGCCAGAACCUGAAGUGUAGGACGCCACAUAGGUCUGGGUUUUACUUCGCCGGCCCUGCCCUGGAAGGCACCACCUGUGGGAAAGACAAGUGGUGCCAGGGAGGGUCGUGUGUGCCAGCCAAGCGCAAGAAGCCACCCAAGGUCGUGAAGGGGGGCUGGAGCGCCUGGAAACCGGAAGCUUGCACCUCGGGCUGCAUCAUCAAAUCCAAAGGUUUCCAGCGGCGGCGGCGCAGCUGCGACAACCCGAAACCCGUUAACACGGAAGACGGCUGCCCCGGACCCAGCUUCGACGUCGUGCUCUGCAAGGACGAUAAGCUGUGCAAGAAGAGUAAGCGGCAGACGGCGGCGGCGUACGCGACAUCGGCCUGCGGACAGUUCGCGAAGCUGCUGCCAGAACUGGACCCGAAAGCGGCUGGAUUGCAGGCACCGCACGAAACCGCUCGUCUGUGGAUGGGGUGCGCCAUCUUCUGCCGGCGCAAGGACACGGGAUCGUUCUACACGCCGCGGCUGGACCUCAACGACAUGGGAGUGGACCCGUACUUCCCGGACGGCACCUGGUGCCACAACGAGGCGGGUGUCAACUACUACUGCCAGCAGCACCACUGCCUGCCGGAGACGGGUCGCAUGGGGAAGAGCCUGCCGCCCAGCGAGGACGUGCCGCUGCCGCAGAACGCGCCGCCCAAGCCGGGGCCCAUCCCGGACGAGCUGCUGCGCUACCUGAGCGUGGGGCCGGACGGCAAGCCGCUGCUCACCACGCUGUCUCCAGGCUCGACCAAGCCGCCGCCCGACGAGGACUGGGCCGACCACGACUACCGCGAGCUGCCCGCCGGCGCCACGGGGCGCUGACUGGUGGCGCGCCACUCAGCGGCCGGCCGGGCUGCGCGCUGCCACCCAACAAACGAGGCUUCCGCACCCAUUGUCCACCAUGACAGAGCUUCUUCCGCAUUAGUAUCGCGUCAUUCUUGUAGAAUACUCAUAUUGGACAAUCCACAGCUCGUGGCCCACCUGUCAGCAUCGCUAUAUCUAGAGUGCGUGCACCCGCGUUCGUUUCCUGACCCGGUCGAAGAUUUUAUUCCCUCGAGGACUUUGUGUUGCACCACCCACUUCACCUGGCCUUCAAUGACGCUCAAGCCGCCAAAAUUGUGUCAAACAGAUAAUAGACUUGCACCUGGAAUCCAACCACUCCCAGAGGGCGUUUCGCGGCCAACAACGUACACAAUCAUUACAUUAAUGUUUUUUUUUUUUCAGAUGAGAUGUUUUGCCCUUCUUGCUGAGGCUCAAAUGGUUCAAAUGGCUCUAAGCACUGAGAUCAUCAGUCCCUCUUGCUGAGGCCUUUCUCUACAUGCACCUCUCCAUAAUUAACAAGCCACCUUAAGGUGCUUGGCGGAGGGUGCCUUCUAGCACUGCUACUCAUUCUAGUUCCUGUUCAACUCGCUAAUAAUAACAACUAUUAUUUUUUCAAUUUAUUAGAUUUCGAGCAGCGUCAAUUCAUGAAUUCCAAUAAUAAUGUCGAUUAUGACGAUACGAAUGUAAGGACAACACAACUCCCAGUCCCCAAAGCGGAGGCAGGC
Messenger RNA from Schistocerca gregaria, 3119 nucleotides. Its product is annotated as A disintegrin and metalloproteinase with thrombospondin motifs adt-2-like. Lineage: Eukaryota; Metazoa; Arthropoda; Insecta; Orthoptera; Acrididae. Gene Ontology annotation, biological process: proteolysis; extracellular matrix organization. Gene Ontology annotation, molecular function: metalloendopeptidase activity. The record is from RefSeq and is a predicted model, not a curated record. Gene Ontology annotation, cellular component: extracellular matrix. The coding region runs from base 1 to 2394 and encodes 797 amino acids. The transcript is spliced from 17 exons.